UUUUCUUGUGUCUGCGAAAUUUAUCUUGUUAAGUACUUAAAUUGAUAAAAUCUGUGUCUCCGUUUCGAUGAGACCUUCAAAAGAACUUGAAAAUUCCUUUGCAAAAGCGAAAAGAUGUCUUCGUUCACCAGUACAGGUUGUUUUGAAAAAGCGAAGAGCACCAUGCUGUUGCUUGCUAUCCCGCCUCCUGUUCGGGACUCAACAACUACUCGCAUUGGUUAUUUUCGGCGGAGUUUCAAUUUGGAUUUGCACAUCUCCUGGCGUAAUAUCCGUAAGCGCAAGAAAAGCUGCUACCUCUUCGUCCGACGGAGACGAGAGUUCUGCUAUAUCCAGCCUCGCGCGGAUUCAGUUGGUGACAAAGGUGCAGAAAAUUUUCCUCAACGGCACUCGACAAGCGCUGGAGACCCGGAUUUUUCCGCCUCCCAUGGUCAGGUUGGAAAAUUCCGUGGAAUUGCCGGUGUUAGAAAGUUUGAUGGAGCUUGGGACUGACGAAGUUGGAGGAAUAGACUACCGAGAUGUUGAAGAUUUUGCGAACGAGAAUCGACAUUCGGCGGUCGAUAUUGAUAACGCAAACCGGGGCACCACCAGCGGCUCCUCCUCCUCCUCUUCACACGAGCCGGCACAGCGUCCGGUUGUUAUUUCAUCCACCGAGCCAGCCGGUAUCGCAGCUUUGGACAUCGAGAACAAAUUUGUCGCCCCGGAGACCGCACUGGUGGUCGUCGCCCCGUCGGAGGUUAAGUGUCGCUUGUUCGGAAACCCGCACUCGCCACACAAGGUGGGCUUCGAGUUCGAGGCCAUGAAAUCCUACGGCAAGGAGGAUUUUCUACAGUCGUUAGACGAAGAGAUUUUCUUCUCGCCCAUCACCGCAGCGAGUGCAGCGGCAGGACCUUCCGCGGGGGCGGGGAACCACGCUGGUGCACGGGGGCCACUGGGAGGGCCCAACGUGGACGACCAUGUGCAAGCGAAUGCCGGUGCAGUCGAGGUGGCCGGGUCCUCAGCAACGGAAAAACUCGCGGAGGAUGAAAGUAGGAAUCUGCUCUACUUCAGAAGCAUUGCACGACGACGAGACCAGCAGAACAAUGGGGGCCAGGAGCAGGAUCAUGGCGCUGCUUCUCCUAGCGAAAGACCUCCCCUCCAGGGGGGCCGGAAAACGAUAGAUUGGCUAGAUUAUGUUUCCGAUUUCCUCCCGGAAUCGCCGGUGCUGUCGCUAACCACCUUCCACCAACUCCGGGCACUGACUACGGCUAAGGAGAACCACCGGCUACUGUCCCCCAAGCAGAAAGACGCAGCGAGAGAGGUUUUGUGCCAGGGUCGGCUAAUGGAUGCCGCGCAUGGACCACGCCGGAAGAGCGGCAGUAGCAAUUUCUUCGCAAAUCUACUAGGCCCGCCGUCAAAGAACAGCAAGAGGACUACACCCCCGCCUCCACCUCCGCCCAACAAGUUCUCCCGACUUGGCAACUUUGCCUCCAACCUCUGCGCGAGCGACUGGUAUCAUUUGUCCCAGCAGUUCCUCCACCUGCCCGAUUGCCCGGCGGAUUUGUCCGCAAAGUUCCGACCAAAGGACAGCUCCGCCAGCAUGUUCCGGCUCCCGAUCAAGGGCUUGACCGACGCGUUUGAGGUCUUGCUGCAGCAGCUGAAUGCCCGCCCGGAUUUUGUGCAAGUGCACGGAAUUCCGGUGAUCAAGACGAUCAGCUGCAGAUUGUCCGGCGAGGAUCGAGUCAGUUUUCUGAACGUGUUUGGCGACAACUUUCGCGGACAUCAGUACGGUCCAGCUGGCAAUUACGGGAUGCACAGUAAUAACCCUGAAGGAGCUGCUCCUUCACCCAAUAGUCCCCACUAUCAACCAGCGCAAAAGUCUGGGUCCACCUUCGAAGAGCUGGCCUCGCUCGAACUGCACGACUCGCUGCGGUGCGCCGCCGGUUGGUGGCUCUCAAAAGCGAAACUGGAUUUUUUCCUCCGCCUACCCUUGUUCGCCGUGAAUGAGAAGGGCGUAAAACAGUACACGACGCGGAAGCGGGAUCCCGGGUUGAUGCAACAGUUGCGAAAUAGUAAAGCUAGUACCGGCGCUGUUAAGCGAAAGAGUAAGAACGGAAAAGUGAACCGCCAUCCGGAGCUGUAUUUCGAGGCACUAGAGAAGAAGCAGGGUGAAAAUAAACAAGACCAGGAUCAAAAGAAUUCGAGCCCGGAAUACAAGAACCUCGGGCCACAAGCAGACGCGAACAUUUUGAAUCUCCGCCUGAUCUAUCAAAUGCAAAAAUGUCUGGGUCUGGAAGAUUGCCAGGUUUGUGAUGCAAAUUUUGCAUGACCAAUGACGCCUGUAAUGCAUGCCCUAGCAUCCCGGAUUUUUCGAAGGCUUUCUGAUGCUCAUUCCGCAUGAGAAAUGCCCUCCCCGUGUAGCACAAACUGGACGCCUUUUGCUAGUCAUGCAAUACAGAUUUUUUUGGAAACCAAAGACAGCAUCACAAGUUACCACCUUCCAGACCCAGACAUUUUUACAUUUGAUAUGAUCCCCCAAGCGCGGAUCAAGGUCGACACGGGGUACAACUUUUUAUCAAAAGGAAAAAUCCCCCCUCCCCAUAUCGAAAACGAAAUUUGUGAUGCUGUAUUUGAGUACACAAAUCAGGUUUGUAUUGCAGAGAGGCAUUGCGGCCAGAUCCCCAGGCUAGCUGGGGGCGUAUGGUUCUAGUUGUGCAGCAUGGCAAGCGGCUCCCUUUUAGGCCUCACAGCAUGACAAAUCGCUUCCAUAAUGGGGCGGAAGCUUCUGCCCUUGUCUUCUUGCAAGACAAAUGUCAUUUGUGACCUCAAAUCAGCAACACAAAUUUCCGGAAACGUACCUGUUCGAUAUGGGGAGGGGGGAUUUUUCUCUUUGAUACUUUUUAAACCGCGUCCACCGCGAUCUCGUGCCGAACCUAGGCGAAUUCAUCGAAAAACCGAUUUUGUUGGCGUUGAAGCAUAUCACACAGAAGAAAGCAGGCAGGUCAUGUUUGUUGUCAUGCAAAAACAAAUACAUCAGAGAAAAACCUGCGUUGCAUAUCCCAAACAGCAUGCUAUGGGGCCGCCCAUGACAAGUUUUUCAGUGUGUUUAUUUCUGCAUAUACAAGAAAUAAUAUGUCCUGCUAGCUCUUUUCUCUGGGAUAAAGCAGACGGGAUUGUUGUCUUCCGGUUCGAAGUUUGGUCUGUUUGACGCAAAUUUGGAUAAAUUCGAGAACAAGGUGCAGCAAGCGGCGAAGGUAGCAAAGGGCAGGGAAGCGGAGGCGGACGGAGAAGAUGAUGGGGAAGAGGACGAAAGCGAUGAGGAUGUUGUAUCGCAGCUUUUCGGCGGGGGCGGGGGUCAUGUGGGUGGCAUCCAACAGCCGAGAAACACCAGAAAUACGGGACAAGGAGCAGCAGCGUCUUCAAACGACAAAAGUCACACACUUGAGAGAAGAAGGGCCGCUGAUGCAUCUUCGCAUCACGAGCUGAUCUCCGCGUUUCUUUCUUCGGAAUGGGAACACCACGCCCGCACGGAAGCUACCGCUUCCAAGGCCUGGUUUGUGCAUGCGGGGACGACGAAAGAAGCCCCAUCCGACCAAGACGCCGAUGAAAAAAGAAUGCCGGCGGGAAGUGAUGGUGAAGCGAACCAAAAUGAUGUCGACCCACAGGAAAAUAAAGAGCAAGAAGACCAGGAACGAUCUGAAAAGGAAUCCCUCACCUCCGAGGACGUCUUCCUGAUGACUGCCCACGAGCUCUUCCUUGAAGGCGCACCGAGACACCGGGUGACCUUCCCGCAGGUCGUUUUCGACGUGACGAAAUGGCCGCGAACGGCGAGUCUGUUCUCUUUCGCGGUGACCUGCCGGGUGUUGACCUCACGAACCCCUGCCGCAGCGUUUUCAUCGUCCGCGAGCCAGCAACCGCAGCACCCGCAGCCCAAUCCCAACCAGCAACUCCCUCCCUGCGGGCUCGGGUUAUUGGAAUCGAGAGUAGAGCUGUGGCUCGUCACGGCGGACGUGGGGUCGGUCGGGGAUAAGGCGAGAAAGGAGUCGGAGUACAUGUUUACUUUGGUCCAAAAGUACCUCCAACUGUUACACCAGCACGAACACAUCGAGUCGGAGGAGAUGCAAGACGUCGAGGCGAGCCCGGUUGGGGCGCUGCGCACGGUUUUGGCCUCGACGUUUGGAAAGAGGAGAAAACGGAUGAAAAAAUUCCUGCAGAACGAGUUUGACUUUGCGGAGAUCUUCGGAGGUGAUGCGUACUCUUCUGGAGGGACUGGUGCCGGUACUGCACCGGAGCGGCAGGAGCAAAACGUUGCAUCUCCAGAUGAACACCUGCACUGGAACACCAUCAAAUCUUUCGACUUCUACAAUGGGUUCAACACCAUCAGCGUAGCGGAGAGGAAGUUCCAGGCGGAGUUGAAUUUCGGGCUCGACGAGAUCCUGUCCUUCGUCUUGAAAACGGUGGAACUAGUCACGCCGGACGUGCCCCUGCCCUACGGAAUCGAGCUCCACUUUCAAAAGGACGACUACAUUUUGCGGUACGGGGGGAAAACGAUCGACACGGGAAGGAGGCACUUGGGACUGGAUAGGAACAACUACAGCCCUGAUUAUUUGCAGCGGAUGGGGGUGAUGGACCACAGCAAUAAUUACCAGCAGAGAAGUUCUUCUUUUCACAACAAGAAUGUCCGGACUGACGCGGAGAUCGAGGAUGAGUUGACGUUUUACCAGCACAGACUCCGCAUCAGCAACAAGGAGGUGCUGGCAAACAUGCUGAAGCGAAGCGAGCUGUUGUUUGAGCUGCUAGAUUUGCGCAUCCCGGCGGUGAUUUCCUGGAAGGGGAUUUUAGACGUGGAAUUGGUGAUUGACAUCCACGGGGUUUUGGUGAAACCAAAUGAAGUUUUGCAAAGGAAGUUCUACGGGGGGAAAGAGGGAGGUGGAGAGAAUAGUGGCGGAGGAUCAACGGGGGCUAGAACUUCGUCAAGAACAACUACUUCUGCAGACGAGGAGAGGCUGGGAGUGUUGCAGUUUUUCCCGUGUGUGACUUUGAAGGAGAUGAGCUUUUUGAACUGGGAGUUCAUCAAGUCAACGAUUCAGUCGAUUGUCCACGGAGCCAUUGAGAAGGCCAUGGUGGGAGUGAAUAGAAAAUUACAACCGUUCUUCUUUCGGUAUUGAGUGUAUGAUUUAAUCAUAAAGAACGAGUAGGCAUACACAUCGUGCAUUUAUUUUGCUUUCUUUUGAGCGUUGAGUUUCACCACAUUUUCACUUUUCUGUCACUUGCUACGAUAAAUGGUUCACCUCGGAUAGUUUUAUCUGCCCUGCAUGAAUGGCGACAAUUCGCUCUGAAUUCUGUUAAAAAUGCCCGUUUUGCAAGUGUGAUUCUGGUUUUGAUUUUUGCUGCAAACGAAAGUCGUCUGCUUACAUGAAAAGGCACAGCGAAAAAAAAUCAUUUCUGUUUGAGUACUUUUGAGGAGUGCCGGAACUUGACUGAAAAGUUUGCUCUGUGGCUGCGUAGUUGUGUUGACGUGUGUUCUCG
Messenger RNA from Amoebophrya sp. A120, 5505 nucleotides. The record is from the annotation of a GenBank genome assembly. NCBI's taxonomy places the organism in Eukaryota, Dinophyceae, Syndiniales, Amoebophryaceae.